Molecule: messenger RNA, 432 nt
Organism: Kalmanozyma brasiliensis GHG001
Lineage: Eukaryota; Fungi; Basidiomycota; Ustilaginomycetes; Ustilaginales
Product: Thioredoxin domain protein
Exons: 2
Coding region: 1-432 (143 amino acids)
Cellular component (GO): cytoplasm
Molecular function (GO): oxidoreductase activity, acting on a sulfur group of donors, disulfide as acceptor
Source: RefSeq, a predicted model, not a curated record
AUGCUUUCUCGAGCGCUCCGAGCCUCGUCUUUCCGCGCACUGCGUCCGGCUUCUCGCGCCUUCAGCACCACGCCCUCGGCGCGAAAGGUGUACGAAAACGUCGAUGCAUCCACCUUUCAAUCGCGCGUGCUCUCCCCUUCCGCUGCGGACGCAGAGACGCCGGUGCUGGUCGACUUCUUCGCCACCUGGUGUCAGCCGUGCAAGCUCCUCUCGCCCGCACUCAAGAAGGUCGCUUCCAACCCACAGGUCGUCGGCGGCAAAGAGGUGGAUCUCGUGACGAUAGAUGUCGAUCAACACCAGGACAUCGCACAGCAAUUCAAGGUCAGCGCCAUGCCCACGGUGAUCGCUAUGAAGAAUGGAAAGGUCCUCGACGGCUUCGUAGGCAUGCUCCCCGAGAAAAAGGUCAUCGAGUUCGUCCAGAACCUCAAAUAG